Messenger RNA from Trematomus bernacchii (emerald rockcod), 11631 nucleotides. It is a transcript of the gene crebrf, whose product is annotated as creb3 regulatory factor. The record is from RefSeq and is a predicted model, not a curated record. Gene Ontology annotation, biological process: response to unfolded protein; regulation of transcription by RNA polymerase II. Gene Ontology annotation, cellular component: nucleus. NCBI's taxonomy places the organism in Eukaryota, Metazoa, Chordata, Actinopteri, Perciformes, Nototheniidae. Gene Ontology annotation, molecular function: RNA polymerase II transcription regulatory region sequence-specific DNA binding; DNA-binding transcription factor activity, RNA polymerase II-specific.
GAAAAACAAAACAAACCCGAGAGAGAACUGUAGCAGCGUGUGGACUCCAUUGAAAAAGACGGCCUUGUUAUUUCCAACAGAGCAACACACAAGAGAACCGACACCUUGCGAGAUGUAUGCGUGGGCGCCUUAGAAACCUCAAGCAUACAGAGAACAGCAGAUCACAAGAAAACAGACCAGACCAGGCCCAAAUACUGACAUCCCCCCUUUUCCUCUUUCCCGCAGCCUUGCAGGCUGCAUUCACAACAUCUUGUCCUUUAGCAGUAAUUUACUGUGCUAAUCCAACAACCUCAGACCACUGGGACUGGACAGAAGGCCCCAGAGAUCCCCCCAGCUAAAGCUCUUGGCUUUGCCUGGCAAUGCCUCAGCCCAGCAUCAUUGGGAUGGAGCCUCCCUUUGCUGACGCAUUUCAGAACUACUCUUUUGCUGACCAGGCCCUCACCAGCACCGACCUGCUCGCCUCCAACUCUGACCCAGAUUUCAUGUAUGAAGUGCAGGACAGAGACGUCACCCACCGACAGAGCCCCUCCAGCGACAGCUCCGGAGUGGGGGGCGAUGGGGGGAAGGAUGUGGAGGGCUGCGUGGACCAGCUCAUGGGUCUGAGCGAGAGCGAGACGGUCCACAGCAGCUCAGCGUUCGAACAGUGGGACUCCUACUGGGAGGACCUCACCAGAUACACACGGCUGGCCAGCUGUGAGAUCUGGGGCAACAAAGAGGUGGAUUUCCUCGGAUUGGAUGACUUUUCUAGUCCCUACCAGGAUGAGGAUGUGAUUGGUCAAACCCCGACCCUGGCUCAGCUCAACAGCGAGGAUUCGCAACCUGUGUGUGAGGCGCUCUACCCCCCUGCUGAUAUGAGUGGCCCUCCACUUCCCGGUCACAGUAGGAGACCCCUGAUCCCUGGCCAGGGAUUUGGCCCCGGCUCAGCACGGCCCUCCCCCAGCUCCUCUUCCCGUCUUUCCCGCAGCUUUCUCCCAGACUUUCCUGAAACCUCCCAAAAAGCCACCAGACCCGUCCCCUCCAGCACCGAGACCAUGGCCAAGACCCAGACCCUCCUCAGCCUCACCCAGGACUACGGCCAUGCGCAUACCAAGCCUUACGGCAGAGGAACCAAGAUGGCAGCCCCGAUGGACUUUGUGCGGAAGGCUAAAGUCCGUGUAAGUGCCGGGCUUAAAACUCAGCCCGACAUGCCCUCCCAGACGGCCUUUGAGAGGUCAAACCCACCUCCACCGCUCCCCCAGUCCCAUGACGGGAUGGCCGGCCCCUCAGCGAGCGCCAUCUUGGUGGUAGUUCCUGCUGCUGCAGACAGCGGCUUUGGCUGCCAGAUGAUCUAUGAGAGGGCCGCAGAGGGGGGAGGGAAGAAGGAGGUUCCUGUAGAUUGGUCUGCCAGCGUCCCCCCCCUGGUCGAGGCCAGUCCGGCCAUGGAGGGCAGCACCUCUGAGCAGGUCAGCGGAGAGGUGGAGGCAGGAGCUAGUGGGGGUGCUCUGGAUAAAGAGGCCACUGAGAAGAGCAAGGAGGAAGAGCACAACUACUCUCUGUUCCUCACCCGCUGCAGACUGGCCAGCAGAAGCCAGUCCGUGCUGGAAGAGGACGAAGAAGAGGAGGAGGAAGACGAGGAAGAGGCGGAGGAGGAGGAAGGCGAUGGGCUUGAGAUGGAUGACGAAGACCACGAUGAGGGUUUCGGCAGCGAGCACGAGCUGUCUGAGAUGGAGGAGGAGGACGACGAUGAAGAGGAGGAUGAAGACUACGAAGCUGACAAGGACGAAGACAUGAGUGACGCCUUCUCCGAGCCAGGUUGUGAAAUGGAGCUAAUGGACGACAUUAAAGGUCUGACGACGGGAGUCACCACCCGGAAGAGAGGCAAGCGUCGCUACUUCUGGGAGUACAGCGAGCAGCUCACCCCCUCCAAACACGAACGCAUGCUCAAGCCGUCUGAGUGGGACAGACACACGCUGCCUAGCAACCUGUACCAGAAGAACGGGCCUCUCCAUGGAAAGUACAUGCUGAAGAAGUCUCGCCGCACGGACGUGGAAGACCUGACUCCCAAUCCACGGAAGCUGCUGCAGAUCGGCACCGAGCUCCGCAAACUGAACAAGGUGAUCAGCGACCUGACCCCCGUGAGCGAGCUGCCGCUGACCGCACGACCUCGGUCACGCAAGGAGAAGAACAAGCUGGCAUCCAGAGCUUGUCGUCUGAAGAAGAAGGCUCAGUAUGAGGCUAACAAAGUGAAGCUCUGGGGACUCGGCACAGAAUACGACCGGCUCCUGUUUGUGAUCAAUGCCAUCAAGGAGGAGAUAGUUGCCCGAGUGGAGGACUCUACUCCGCGUCCGACCAACAUGGCCGACACUCUGGAGCAUCUCAUCAAAGAGACACUCGUGGCAUCACCUGUUGCUGGGCAGACUUCAGACUUCGUCAACAAGAUCUUGGAGACCACCGGACGCGGCGACCCCACCGGAGGGCUGGUCGGCCUGCGAGUCCCAACCUCCAAAAUCUAAACACACUGCAGUCCACUGAGAGACGUGUGCUAAAUAUUACCACCGUGCUGUCCCAUUGUAACUAUGCCCCCCCUCUGCAUGCCCCUCCAGCCCAAAGUACAUACACAUUGUUAGUCACACAAACACACAUACCACUCCCUGUGUGUAUGUAUGUGUGUUUGGCAUACACCCUAGCUUAAUGUCUCUGCACACUGCGAGUCAGUGCGUCACUGUCCCCCAACCCAUUGUGAGUGUCUGUUGGGAUAAGCGCCUCUAAAAGCAAGUGAUGGUCAGGUGUAUAUCUAAUGGCACGUGCGGAAUCCACUGGGGAUUAUUAGAUGCGAUGUGCAUAUUGUUGUGUAGGGUCCGUUUUAUUGGAGGUCUGCUUUCAGGGCUGAGACAGUCACACGAGUGUAACCACUGGAAUACUUCGUUUGAGGUUGUAUAACAAGAGGAAGAAUAGUUUCAAGUCAGACACCAUCAAAGGUUUGAAAAAGUUCCAGUUAUCAUUUCCUCCAAGAGGGUCACCUUACAUGGCAACAAAUAUGAACUCCAGAAUGAAAUUAAGAUCAAAUUGACCCAUUCAUUAUGGCACUUCGAUAAAAACGGCUUUGGUUGCCAACAAAGCUGCAGAGAGAAUAGUUUGUGUGCUCCGAGGCGUUUUCGGGGUGGCAGGAAAUAUUUUGUAUUGAAGGCCUAAAUACGUUCAUGCCAUCCCCUGUUUGCCAAUCAGGCCUGCUGUUGUUAAAAUGUAGGAGUUAACUUUAAGCAAAAUAAAGCUCGAAAAAAACCAGCUGAAGCCUAAAGAAUUUAAAAUGAGAGGCUUCAUGGCUUAUUUUGACUACGAUAACUUAAACAACAGGAGGUAGUUGACCAUAUUCAGAGGAAGUUGAUGUAGUUUGGUGCUUUUUGGCCUUGUGCUGGUUAUAACUGGACUGGGUAAAACGGGCAUUUUGCCAGAAUGGGAGCAGACUGUGAGGAUGAUGAUGAUGGUGAGGGUGAAAUAAUCCAUCUCCUCUAGGAAACUGUACAUAAAAGCGUCUCCCACUGAAAAAAGGCACAGGCUCCCCUUUUUGUACCGUAGAGAUGACCAGGCUAACAGUUUGGUGUGUUCAUACUAGUGUUUGAUCAGAGUUCUAUUCAUUGUGCCUUGUGUAUGUGUGUGUUUCUGUAGUCUGAGUGAGUGUGUGUGAGCGGGACUGAACGAGAAGAGAUGAUUGGUCAGAACUCCCUGAGGUCCAGCCAACGAGGGGACUACUUAACACUGAGGGAGAUUGUUAAUGAAUGCGAGGAGGGGGACAACUGCAGAGUUUUUCAGUUGUCUAAAGAUUUCCUGAAUGUACAUAAAACAAUAGGAAGCUCUCGUUGCGUCAUGCCACAGAGUCUGUGUGUGUAUAUAAGAGAGCUCUGCAAUGGUUACUUUUGUUUUUUGGUACUCUGUCUUUAGGGAUGUGGGCGGGGGGAGGGGUUAACAUAUUAUUUGUUUAGAGUCACAAAAAAAAUAUUUGCACACUAUAUUUUGAUUGUUUUUUGUACCAAAGACACAUGCAACGAAAUGGCGACCAGCCAGUUAAAGUAAGGUUUUGCACAGCUUACCUGACGCCGUAUUGAAUGUAAGAAAUGUGGGAGGGUCAGGGAACUUCAUAGAACUGUGAAAUUAGCUUGGGUCCAAUUCUGUACAGAAAAGGAGCAUUUAAUCAUUUCUUUAAAUCUGAAAAUGUAACCCAUCUAUGGGCUUCUCCAGUAGAUGUGUUGCUUUGCAAGCACGUCAUUCCUGAACUGAUUCCUCCCUCCACGUGCUAAUUGUUUUAUAGGUGCUAUUUUAGGACAUAAACCAAGAGCGCUAGUAGAUAAGCUAUGUUACAUUUUUGUUUGACAAAUUGUCACCAAGAAUAACCAAAAUGUUUUGUUCCUGUUGUCACUUGUUUGAUUUCUGUAUGUAGUCGAGGUUUAUUUCUUCAACAAAAUAUUAAUUUUGCUAUAAAGUACUGUAAAUAGAAACCUUAAUGCUAUAUCUAUCAAUGGUGGAAUGCCACUUUUCAUGACAAUUUAUUAAUUUUUAAGCAUGACACAUUUCUAAAAAAGCCUAUCCUUGCAUUGAGAAAGUUGGAGGAAAAAAAAACACAAAAACCAAAAAAAGUUUUUGUUAUAUUUUUGUACUUUAGCUGCCUGUUAGCUUCCCUGUUUGGAAGUAUUUGUUCAGUGGAAAGGAGAUGUGGAGAUAAAGAGGUUUUUAAGAGCACCCAGUCGAUCUCAAAGUUUGAUAUUUAAAACAACAUUUAACCAAUGGGUCUCCUUUGCUGGCUGAGGGAAAUACAGAGGAUUAUUCUAAUCACAGUGCAGCGAAGACAUGGUCCAGAAGGAGCUUUGAGGACAACAGCAGGGAAGUGUGAGGAAAGUUUCUGUAAGAAAGCCAAAGCCAUUUGAGUCUGAUUAAUCUUGGUUCAGUACUGUGCAAUGUCCUUCAGAUGUUCGCAAGUUUUCACUCUUUCACCAUGAAACUGGUUGAAUUUUACAUUUCCUGGGAUUGGAGGCCUUUGAGGUUGCAAUACUGAAUUAUAUCUUCCUUAGUCCUUCCUGACCGUUCACAGCAGCGAAGAAUAACUUUUUUUUAAGGCAAAACCGAGAGUUACAAUAUCCUGGCCUCAAAGUGUUCAGCAUGUCCAACCUCUAGAAAUGCAUGAUGCCUGAAUGCUUGCCUCACUGCAGCUUCCUCAGAGGAAAUGCCGCCAUUCUCAGGAAUAUUAAAAAUCAGUUAGUCAUUUUGUUAGCGGGCAAAUACAAACAAAACAUCCACAAGGAUACAUUCAGGUUAGUUGGAAGUGAAAGUACUUCAAAAAAAGAUGGAUAUGCAGAGCUUUUGUCUUUCUGUAUCAUGUGAUCGAAUAACAGCUAGUGCUACAUAUAUAUAUAUAUAUUUUUACUGAUUUCUGUUCCGUCUAAAAAGGGAGAAAUGGUGCUUUUUUUAAUGAAACUAGAAUGAUGAGUAUCUACUCAUAUUUGACUUCUUAGUUUUAGUUGUAGCCUAAUGACUUACCGUCCAUAGCUAUUUUCUUAGUAGUGAUUCAUUUUUGUACAUAGACUAUAAGUUGAUAUGUUUCUUCUAAAUGUUAGAUAUAUGUAUAGAUUACUCUAUCUUAUAUGUUUGAAAACAAAAAGCACUUUGUCCAAAAAAGAAAGAAAAAAUCAAACAAACUAAAGAAAAAGCAUUUUUUUCUUCCAUUUGCUGCUAAAAGGCCUGGUGUGAAUGCUGCAAGUGUACUUGAUAACUACUUGCUAGGAUAGGUCUAUUUCCUGACUUGGCUAGGUCUAUAAACUGGCAGGGAAUAGGUGUGCGGCCUGACGAGGGUUAGGUCUACAUGUUUCUGGAGCCACGUAAUGUUACGAGUGUUGAAUAAACCUGUAUCAUUGCUUGGUUUUGGAAAGCUAGAUCUAUUUCCUGGUCAGGAACCGCGUGGAUAGCGGGUUUGUGGUCUUAAAAAAAAAAGAGGGUUUUGAUUCCAGGGCCCCUACUUUGAUCCUGACGCUGACCCCCUUGGCGUCAGGAUUCAUUUGCCUUCAGUAGAGGUUUCCUAUGGAAAAACUGAUUCUGCUUUGGCUUCCUCUUCAGGGUGAUGUACAGUGUAGACACAUUUCUCCAGAGAGCUAUAUUGUUAUCAUUUGUAAACUGAUUGCUACUUGUGACUUAAUGAGGAGGAGGGUUUAGCCUGGGGCGGCCAGGAAGAGCCGUUUGAAAGGUGUUGUUCCGGGCCGCCUUAGGGGAAGUUACUAUAUCACUGUACUGUAUGGCAAGCCAGUUACAAAUGGAGACUCAAUCCGGACACUUAUUGCCUUUUUGAACUUUUACACACAAACAAAUAAUAUAAAUUGGCGAACUAGUCAGUUGCCAAAGGGUGAGCCCGAGGCUUAUGACAUUGUUCCGCCAAUAUACAGUCAACAACAACAACAACAACAACAACAAUAACAAAACUGUUCAGCAUAAAUGGCUCAAAACAAACCUUGACUGAAGUAUCAGACGUGGUGCAAUAUCUCGGAGAAAUUGCUACAAAUGUUGAAUUAAAAUUUGAACUAAUUGUGCUCAGUCGAAUCUUUUGGUACAAUAUUUGAAGCAAUUUCUUUCAGCAACAAUUUUGACCAGGUCUGGCCAGCGGUCAACAGUGGAUACAUUGCCGCUGGUUGGCUAGUUUUGUAGUCGCUCAUGAGGCUGAUCUAAGAAAGAGUUCUCACAGGUUUUUACAUUUAACAUGAUAGGUGCAAGCUGUGCAACUUUACAUUCGAACAAGGAGACUCUGUGGCAUUUUAAAAAGUCAAGAAAACUAGUGAAAAUCCACACCAGUAACUAUUCCUUAUUCUUUUUUUAUUUCUGGUGACAUAAAACCUAUACAGUCAACUAUUAUGCUGAUGGUGUAUCUUUGUGCUACUUUUGUCCAAUAAAAGCUUACCGUAAAGCUCUUCAGCAAAUCAGGGUAAUAUUGUUCUUCUAUCUGACGUAUGUGAUGACAUAAAAUCAAAAGAAAAUAUAUUUAUGUAUUCCAAUUAUUGUCGCCAUUCUUUACUCUGUACAAAAAUAUGUGUGUGUAUGUGUUAUGAAUUAUCAAUGUCAAUCAAUAUAGUGCAAUCCUCUACACAAACUGAAAAAAAGGCCAACAGUCACAAUAUUCACAGUUUAUCCGAUUUAUCCACAUUGGAAUUAAAACAUACACGACCUACGACAUUUUCCUCUCACAAAGGAUUUGAUUUCACAUGGUGCUGAUUACUUUUCAUUAUCCAGGUAAUCCUCCAAGAAUUUAAAUAGCAUCUGUAUUUAUAUUCACUCAAAAACAUAACAGACUCCCACCCCCCCCAAUAUUUUUCAUUGAUUCUAUCCUAUUGGACUAAACAGAGGAACAUUUUCACUCUGAACGACAACAAAUUGGUGAUUUCUAUUUUAUUGAGCUGUAUGAUUGCUAUUGUUAGGCAAACCAUUGUUUCUUUUGUAAAAAUCAUUCUCAUUGAUUUGAUACCACAGCCUAAAGUCACAGAGGAUCUUUAUAUCAUCUGAGAGGUACAAGAUUUCCCCCAGGACUGCAAAAUAAAUGCAUUUAUUUGGGUGUAUUAUAGGCCGUUAUUUUGUUGAUUUAAAUAGUACGUAGGAUUUCCUCCUGUUAUUAAAAUACAGGUACUUAUUCAAGUUGAUAGUAAAUUUGGCACUAUUUUCUUGUUUUAAGCUGUACUUAUGUAUCCGUAUGUAAUAAAAAGGUAUAUAAUGACUUGGUGUUUAAUGAAUAGAUGUUCCCCUCUACUGAGUAUUUUUAGCAUCUUUCAGCUUGGUUCUUUGGCCCCUCAACUUCAACUCAACUAAGCACUUUUUUAGAAAAUUACGGAUCUAAAAGAUGAGCGUUACCAAAUAUCCUUGUCUCACUAAAUUGGGUUUGUGAACAAUAUUUUACAAAUGGACCUCACCUCUUGCUGGCUGUGGUGUCAGAUCUCAGAGUUUGGAUUCUGUUUUCAGAUGUUUCUUGUCUUGUUUUGACCCAUGUGGGCUGCUUGUAAAAACACCUCGUCUUGAGAGGUUGUAUGCAUAAUGCCCUCCAUGUUUUUCUCUGUGUAAAUUGGAAACAUACAAAAAUGUGACAAAAAAAACCGAGCGGGAAUAAUGUUUCUGCAUGCCGACUCCCUGCAACGCACUUCUAGAAGAUCCUUCACUGCACUCGAAGUCACAUUUUGUCAUAGUUGCUGCUAUUUAAUGAGCACAAAGAGCGUUAUGUUUUUCGUUAAGUGUAUCAAUGAUUCGAUAACAGUAGACUAUUAACACAUACCCUGUUUUUUUUUCACACUUUUUUUUCGACAGUCAAAAGACCAAAAGUGUUACUCCCCUUGCACUUGGUUUUUGAAUAUGAUGCCUGCUGAACCAGGUGCCUUAAUCAAAUCUUCGAGAACACACAUCUGCACCUUCUGUCAGUCUGGAGGGGGUUUCCCCACAGAAACAAGGGGCUGGGUUUCCCAUAACCUAAACUUGAAGUACAGAAAUGAAAUUAAAAACUAAUUUCAACCCAAAAUAUUUAGUAUGAGAAAUCAGCCUUUAACAGUGAAUGAGCUUUUUGUCAUGUCUGAAUAUGAUUUCCCUUUAGUAUUACUGAAGAAGAGCAUACAUGUGAACUAAAUUCAUGUUUUGGGAAACCUGGUUCCAAUUGUAACUUUCUCUGCCCACUACGCCACAUUCUUGUGUUUUGUGUAUUGGCUGCUGCUGCUAUCACCGCUGGUGUGUCCGUUUAGAGAACAGUACGUUUCCACUGUGUCAAAGGCAGAGGGAGACUUGGGCCUGCUUUAAUUAGUCGAUUACAAUGCAUUCUUCUUCUGUGGUUUUGACAUUGAGCACCGUGUUGCUGCCUCUUGAGAUCUUUUUUGAGAAAAACGAAACAAAAAAAAAGCAUAAAACAGACCUUUCCGUUUCUUAACUUUGCUAUAAUGAAGUGCCAGACCCUCCUUGAAGCCAGUGUUGGCACUUAGUGGCAGGGUGCAAAUGAAGCGACAAACUGAGCAUGGAGGUAAACUGUGGUGCUAAUCUGUCAGUGGCUGGGUGCUAACAUGGCUGAUGUAAAAAGCUGUUUUAGCCAUAUUAUUCCUACUGUCGAUGACUCUUGUCAGUCUUGUGUUUCUGACUGCUGUAUGCUGACAUAGCGAGGUAUAACUUUGCUGCUGCUGCUUUGCGGAUGAAUGUAGACUAGUCUUCCUUAGCAGGAUCAUACGGACAGACGUGUCUGGUGGAGCUUUUCCUGUUGUGCUACUUCCUUACACUUUUGUUUUGAACACAGGGAGACUCCUGUUGUCCGGAUCCAGAAGGAUCAUGAAUGUUGUAUCUUUAUAUGGCCGCUGUCCUGCUUAAAUGUUUAUACCUAUUUCUUUUUAUAUUAAUAUUUUGGUUUGAUAUUUAUGCGCUGACUUUGUCAAAUGUUGCACGAUUGAAAUUUGAUUUUUCCUAAAUUAUAUCUUAUUGCCUUUUUUCCCUUAUUCCAGUGUUCUUACAAUUUAUUUGAUAUUUAUUUGUUUCGUCCUAUAAAUUAACAUGUAAGGAGACAUUUGUAAGACUUAUUAGCUUUUCCACUGAAGCAGGCUUUACCAGGAGUCACAUGAGGUUCACAGGUGUCAAUCAAAGUCACAAUGAAACUGACUUUUCUAUUAUUCCCUGUAUACCUAUAAACCAACAUAUUUUUUAGAUUGUUCAUAUAUUUAAAAAAUGUAUCUUAUUACAUUUACACAUUAUAUCAGUUAUAUUAUCUCAUGUACCAUAGAUACGAUUUUGUAAAAUGUGCAACUUUUGUAAGAUAUGCAAACAUUAAGGACGAUCUAUAUUUAGUGCUUAAUUAGACAGUAAAGACUCAAUAAAUAGAUCAGUAUGCAAAACAGAAGGAAAUAUUAUGAAGAAAUAUCAGAUAAUCAGUUUGAAAAUGAAUUUACAAAUAUUUAAAUAAAGCAACAGAUAUAUUAGGAUAGAUGGAUAAAUACCUAAAAAAGGACUAUAUUUGCAAAUCAACUUUAACAAAAGUCCUGUUGUCUCUGUGUUGCACACAAACAGAACGAUGAUUGUGUUGCAAUCAGAGUCUGGGAUUCAUUUGCUGAAAGUAACAACAAAAUGACAGAUUUGCCCGUAAAAACAUUAUUAUUACAUAGAAAUAUAACACAUAGUGGCUUCAGUCAUUUGCCGUCCUGUGUUUAAUUGUAUAUGACUUUAACAUUAUGUUCUGUCCUAAUGCUAAAGUAACAAGGUGCAGUUUCAUUGUGACUUUGAGCAGUGGUCUGUGAAGCCCAUGAAGCGUUCUGUCAUCGAAGGUUUGAGGCAGUCAGUCAGCGCCUGGAAACAGACUCAAGGACUCAGCUCUUCUUUGGUCACGACUCUGAACCGAGGUGCUCCACAGGUCAGGAGUCGCCCCUCUCUAACUGUGAGGGGGAAAUUUGAAUAUUCGAUCAGUUUUCUGGGAAAACUUUACCACUGCGCCAGAGAUGUUUUGUCCCCUUCUGGGUGCUUAAUUUUUUUCAGAAGGGCUUUGGUUCGCAGUUGUCUUGUCAGGGAGCUUCUGAAAUAAGAUGGGGGGGCCGCUAAAGGCUGGUGGGCAGAGACCCCUCCACCUCCCCUGCAAUGAAUGCUGGGGGGGGGGGGGCGGGAGUCAUUUCCUCUUCUGCAGACUGAUCUUUUCGAAAGCGAAAACAACAACCCACCCUAAAUGAAAAUAAAAAAACAAAACCCCUUUCCAUAUCUACACGCGUCAUUAUCCAACACUAAAGUGAUUUACAUCUCCUUCCAGAUUUGCCAAAAUGCAUGGAGCGAGACACAUUUAAUGAGCAGAAAAUGUUAAAGUAUAUAUUCUGUUUCCUUUCUUUUCUAUUUUGAUAAUAAAGACAGACAGAAAGAUGAUUUUAUGGGAAAUCCAUACAAGCCUAAACAUGUAGAGGAUGUGGGAGGUAUUGGUCAUCAUGAGCUCUACAGCUACAUGCUAUUGUUAUGAUGCUUCUGGUCUUGUAUGGUAACUUAUAUGACUAGAUCAACAGCAUGGGAUCUUUCUGUAGUUAGUCCUGUGUGUGUGUUCCUCUCCCCAGUCUCAGUAGGAGGGCUGUUCUUCAUUGCUAAGUGCUCUAUAAUAGAUCUCUUGGUGAUUAUAAUUUCAUAAAGAAGCAACUUACAGAAAGUGUAUCCUGCUGAAACUAACUUGAUCCUCUCUUUAGCAAUGACGUCUAUAUUUGUAGUUCACAUAUAUGCCUGUUCAAAUACAAUAUCUUGACAGUUGAUAUAUUUAUGUUGUGUAAUAAGUGUUGUGCUGGGUUUAACUUUUGUUAUAUCUAAGUCUUUGUUUUACAUUGUCUUUCUUUCUUGGAGGCACAGUGGGUGGGCUUUAUGCACAGUCUUGGAAAUGUAAAAGAUGUUUUUGUUUUAUUUGGUUUGUACUGUCUGUAACAACUCAUUCUGUUUCAGAGCUUCGGACAAUAAUUGUCUCUGGCUGCUUGACAUCCUGCGGCACCUGCCCUGAAUCUCUGUUGUGUUAUUGUGCCUCUUUCUUAUUUUUUUCAAACAUUCUUUCUCUGUUGUAUCAGCCAGGAGUUGAUACCACAGCUCUGCUUGUAACCACAAUAGUCUGAUUAUGUUCAUUGAUUUUAAUAUCAAAAUAAUAAAACCAUUAGCAACCCA